Argiope bruennichi is the source of this 695-nucleotide messenger RNA. RefSeq names its product V-type proton ATPase subunit F-like (gene Vha14-1). NCBI's taxonomy places the organism in Eukaryota, Metazoa, Arthropoda, Arachnida, Araneae, Araneidae. Gene Ontology annotation, biological process: proton transmembrane transport. Bases 153 to 524 code for a protein of 123 amino acids. Gene Ontology annotation, cellular component: membrane; proton-transporting V-type ATPase, V1 domain. The transcript is spliced from 6 exons. The record is from RefSeq and is a predicted model, not a curated record. Gene Ontology annotation, molecular function: proton-transporting ATPase activity, rotational mechanism.
UCUGUUUGUUGUCUUGUGACUUCCGGAUUUGGAAUUCUCUUUGCUCGUAGUUGUUUAUAUAGUAGAAUCAUAUGCUAUUUACUUGAUCAAAAAAAAUUAUUAUUAAAAUAAUUCAUAACUGCUCCUAAAAGCUUUUCUAACUUCAGGAAAUCAUGUCAGCGAUUGCUGCUGCGAAAGGAAAAUUGAUUGCAGUUAUUGGCGAUGAAGAUACAUGUGUGGGUUUUCUUCUUGGAGGAAUUGGAGAAUUGAAUAAAUCCAGGCAAACUAACUUUAUGGUUGUGGAAAAAAAUACCUCAGCUAGUGAAGUAGAAGAAACUUUUAAGAAUUUUGUGAAGAGGGAUGACAUUGAUAUUAUACUUAUAAACCAAAAUAUUGCAGAGAUGAUUCGUUAUGUUAUUGAUGCUCACACAAAGCCAGUUCCAGCAGUUUUGGAGAUUCCAUCUAAAGACCAUCCUUAUGAUCCUAACAAGGAUUCCAUUCUUAGACGAGCAAAGGGCAUAUUCCAAGCGGAAGAAUAUAGAUAAAUGUAUCAGAAAGAUCUUGCAUAUUUCAUUAACCUUGAAACCCACAUUCCUAGGACAUUAUUAUUCAAGACUUCUUUUUUGUAUUAUAAUCGGAUAUUAUUAUAUAUUAUUGUUUUGAUCUGUAAUGUUGAUGUUUAGGAUUAUUAAAAUAAAUUAUUAACUUUAAAAUAA